Molecule: messenger RNA, 558 nt
Organism: Thalassophryne amazonica
Lineage: Eukaryota; Metazoa; Chordata; Actinopteri; Batrachoidiformes; Batrachoididae
Gene: gcgb
Product: glucagon b
Exons: 4
Coding region: 126-488 (120 amino acids)
Biological process (GO): response to starvation
Cellular component (GO): extracellular region
Molecular function (GO): hormone activity; glucagon receptor binding
Source: RefSeq, a predicted model, not a curated record
AAACGCUACCCCGCUCGCCUAUAUAAGACUGAUCAAACCAACCUGGGACCAAAAAGCUGCUCCGCAGUCCUGGAGAGCACUCGUCACCUCACUGAGACGCUCAGCAGAACACAGAAGCUGAAACCAUGAAGGGUGCUCACACUUUGGCUGGACUCCUGCUCCUCACAGUCAUCCACAGCAGCUGGCAGGUCGCUGACCAGGACACAGACCAAAGCUCCAUUCUAUUGCCUGAAAACUCUGAACCCAACAAGCUCUCAACCAUGAAGAGACAUUCAGAAGGAACGUUUUCUAACGACUACAGUAAAUACUUGGAGACGCGGAGAGUACAAGACUUUGUCCAGUGGCUGAAGAACUCAAAAAGAAAUGGGAGUGCGUUUAGACGCCAUGCAGACGGAACCUACACCAGCGAUGUGAGCUCCUACCUACAGGACCAGGCUGUCAAGGAGUUUGUGUCCUGGCUGAAAUCUGGCCGAGGCAGACGAGACUAGACUCAACCAAAUCUCCAAAUCCAUGCACCUCAUGACACUCAGAAAUAAAGCAAGAAGUCAUAAAAUUUCA